This is a messenger RNA of Saccostrea cuccullata (small rock oyster), 818 nucleotides long. RefSeq names its product nucleoside diphosphate kinase homolog 5-like. Gene Ontology annotation, molecular function: nucleoside diphosphate kinase activity. Gene Ontology annotation, biological process: negative regulation of oxidative stress-induced intrinsic apoptotic signaling pathway; CTP biosynthetic process; GTP biosynthetic process. Gene Ontology annotation, cellular component: cilium. Bases 41 to 682 code for a protein of 213 amino acids. The record is from RefSeq and is a predicted model, not a curated record. Lineage: Eukaryota; Metazoa; Mollusca; Bivalvia; Ostreida; Ostreidae. The transcript has 5 exons.
AGCUUUGCUAAGCAACAGACGCCAUUGACAAGCAGAAAAAAUGACAGGUGAAAAAGCUACAAUGGAACCUCCACAGAUAUACGUGGAAAGAACUCUUGCUAUUGUUAAACCCGAUGCUAUUCACAAAUCAGAGGAAAUUGAGGACAUCAUUUUGAGAUCGGGAUUUGCUAUUUUGCAGAAAAGGCGUGUUCAUUUAACACCUGAACAAGCCAGUGAUUUUUAUGCAGAGCAUUAUGGUAAAAUGUUCUUUCCAAGUUUGGUUGCCUAUAUGAGCAGUGGGCCAGUACUAGCACUUGUCAUUGCAAGGGAUCAAGCAAUAUCAUACUGGAGAGAACUAAUUGGACCAACUAAUGCUCUUAAAGCGAGACAGACUCAUCCAGACUGUUUAAGAGCUGUGUAUGGAACAGACGACCAGCGUAAUGCUCUCCAUGGUAGUGACAGCUUUUCUAGUUCAGAAAAAGAAAUUCGAUUUUUCUUCCCUGACAGUGUGAUUGAGCCAGUUCCUGUUGGACAAGCAGCCAAAGACUACCUGGCCAAGGCUGUCAACCCCACCCUACUGAAGGGCCUUACAGAACUCUGCAAACAAAAACCCAUCGAUCCAGCUAUAUGGCUUGCAGACUGGUUACUUGAAAAUAAUCCUAAUAAACCCAAAGUUCGCCAGCUGGUUCAGGAACCUAAAUAGGAAUAAAGACAAUGAAAUAUUUUAUAGAAUGAUUAUUAUGAAUCAUCCCUAUCUUCAGUUCAUCAAACUUUUGUGAUUUUACAUCCAUAUUUGUCAUAUGUAAAUACAUACUUGUAAAUAAAUCAUCCAAAUCCAA